CUGUCACUGGCCCAGCAAGCUCACAUCAUGCAGCCAUGAUCUUCUGUACGGAUGAUCUACGAGUUGUAGCCUUUACAAUCAUCGUAGCCUGUAAAUCAGGCGCCAGAUUCGCAGUUGACCAGUCCAUGAUCCAGGUGACAGUUGUCAAGGCCUGGCGCACUCCACGAGCACGAUAAUUACCUCCUUUGCUCUUGUUGUUGCAUUUCAAUUAGAAGCUAUAAAAUCGCAACAUACUUGAAGUUGGUUCAUUCAAAACAUUAUCUUCAGAGAAAAAUCGCCUAGCCUCUAGCUCUGGUUGAAGCCGCUGGUAGAGAACGCAGCCAUGGACGUGUCGGCUAUGCAACAGCCCAGCAGUCCGAAACACGAUGUGGAGGCUGCACGGAGUAGCCCUAUAUUCGCAGAAGUGGUGGAAGUUGAUUACUGCAAUGGGACCAGUCGACAGCUCGAAGAGUUUCAGCCGCCUGGACCAGAUGCCUACAUGCGGCUCGGGGCACUGGAGGCUAAAGUCUCCCAUCAGCAGGACACACGGGAUUUGCGAAGUUCGUUGUCUGCGCCGGCACUGGGAGCGCUGGCGACAUGCCCCACGCCGAGACGGCGAACAACGUUCGUAAGUGCUGCGCAAACUUCUUCAAGCGACCACGAAGCGAACGAAGAAACGACACCGAACGAAGCGCCUCUACCGUCGGCAAUGGAUAAGCGAAACAUGACCACGGACGAGCUCUUGGCCGAAGUGGAGAACUGCAAGAGAAGGUUGGCUCUGUUGCGUCGCAUAAGCUACAUGAACAGCGUGAUUGAUGACGCCGAGCGGACGGGUGAAAACGACGGUGACGAUCAGCCGGGAAACCCGUACUUCAGCAUGCCGUCGCGACACAUGAGCAUCUCGGAGGGAGAGCUGGACGGCCUGGAGCGAUCGAACGAGUUCCGAACGCCUGCCAAGACGUCGUCGUCAGGACUCACUGCACGGUACAACGAGCAGAAACAAACUCCGCUCAACAAGACGGGCACCAACCAGGACACAGCUAUGACCACUCCGGCAAAGAAAGAAAACAAAACCAACCUGAAGCGUGCCUUGACCCUAAACCGAGCCACAACGCAGCCAAAGAAAAUCCAGAAGAGAACAUUUCUGCAGAGGGUGAUCAAGAAAGUCACCCCGAAACAUUCGUAAUCCAAGUCGCAAGACAAGCCUAUUUUUGAAUUUUACUCUUGACAAUAUGCUGACUGCUGCUGGACUCUAUUACCACCCGUUCCUAUUCAAUUCCCAGAUCAGUUUUAGCACUAUAUCCACCAUAAUUGAGUUCACUUGAUUAAACGCUUCUCUUCUUUCUGCAAUAUCCGAUAGCCUCAUCUACGCUGCAUGUGUAUGUAUAUUUCAUGCUGCCAAACACUCCUUUCUACCGCUCUAAUACAGUACAGCAGUUGAUAAAUAUGGUGGUAAAGACACACCUGGCAAUAUGGCGGUAAACACACGCCUGCUCACA
Sycon ciliatum is the source of this 1478-nucleotide messenger RNA. RefSeq lists its product as uncharacterized. The coding region runs from base 323 to 1165 and encodes 280 amino acids. The transcript has 2 exons. The record is from RefSeq and is a predicted model, not a curated record. Lineage: Eukaryota; Metazoa; Porifera; Calcarea; Leucosolenida; Sycettidae.